AUGCAUAUUCAUGAGCAAGUGAUGUCAGCGGCGGCUGCAAAUCAGGUCUGCGGCCGCCGGGAAGCGCCAUUUGCCGGUACGAAAUUUACAGGAUCUCCAAUCAAAUUAAAGGUGUCCCAGGGUCAGCCCGUGAAACUAAAUUGCACCCUCGAGGGAAUGGAAGACCCAGAGAUGUUGUGGAUGAAGGAUGGAGCUGUGGUGCAGGGUGUAGACCAGGUGUACAUUCCAGUAGAUGAAGAACACUGGAUCGGUUUUCUCAGCUUGAAAUCCGUCGAACGGACAGAUUCUGGGAAGUACUGGUGCCAGGUUGAGUACAGGGGGAAGAAGGAAGAAUCGCAGCAAGUGUGGCUCAUAGUGGAAGGUGUGCCCUACUUUACUGUGGAGCCUCAGGAUGUAUCUGUGUCCCCCAACGCCCCGUUUCACAUGGCCUGUGCUGCUGUUGGCCCUCCCGAACCAGUAACCAUUGUUUGGUGGAUGGGAGACUCCAGAGUGGGGCUUCCCGACAUCUCUCCUUCCAUCCUGAAUGUGUCAGGUAUUAAUCAAAGCGCAGUUUUCUCCUGCGAAGCCCACAAUGUAAAGGGACUGUCUUCAUCCCGGACAGCCACUGUCCAAAUUAAAGCAAUGCCUCUCCCACCUAUCAAUGUGACGGUAACCCAAGUCACCAGUUACAAUGCCAGCAUUACGUGGGUUCCAGGAUUUGAUGGUCGCUCUCCCCUUCACUCUUGUACUGUUCAGGUGGCAGAGUCCCAUGAUGAUCAAGACAUCUCAACAGAAGUAAUUCCUGUCCCUUCAUUUGCCUACGGUUUACAAGGAUUACAGCAUUCCACCAAUUACAGUGUUCGUGUACUGUGCACCAAUGAAAUGGGCAGCUCCCCUUUCACAGACUGGGUUUAUUUUCAGACUCUGGGGUUGGCUCCAAGCAGUAUCCCACAAAAUGUCCAUGUCAUCCAAGGAGAAUCUAGCCUGAUUUUGGAGUGGGAAGGAGUGGCGCCAGAAAUAAUGAAGGAAAAUCUACUGGGAUACAGACUAGAGUGGAGUCAAGACAAUGUCACUCAGGGAGAGAUGAUAGUGCAGGAGACAACAGCCAAUCUUACAACAUGGAAUCCUCUAAAAGACCUCAUCAUCAGAGUGUGUAUACUGAACUCAGCUGGGUGUGGACCCUGGAGUGACCCUCUAGUGGUUGCAGCUCAAGAGGUUUUAGGUGGCCAGAGACAGCCCCCUUAUGGGACAUCGUGGGUUCCUGUAGCUUUGGGCAUUCUCACUGCCCUGGUGACAGCUGUUGCCCUGGCACUGAUUCUCCUUCGGAAAAGAAGAAAAGAAACUCGAUUUGGUCAUGCCUUCGGCAGUGUGGUCGGCAGGGGGGAGCCAAUGGUCCAUUUCAGAGCUGCCAGGUCUUUCAACAGGGAAGGCCCAGAGCUUAUUGAGGCAACAUUGGAGAGCAUAGGGAUCAGUGAUGAUCUGAAAGCCAAACUCAAGGAUGUCUUAAUUCAGGAGCAACAGUUUACUCUAGGCAGGAUGCUAGGCAAGGGGGAGUUUGGCUCAGUUAGAGAAGCACUACUGAAGCUACAGGAUGGCUCUUUCCAGAAAGUAGCAGUGAAAAUGCUGAAAGCGGACAUCUUCACCUCAAGUGACAUUGAGGAGUUCCUGCGAGAAGCUGCCUGCAUGAAGGAGUUUGACCACCCUCAUGUUACUAAAUUGAUUGGUGUCAGCUUGCGGAGUCGUCCCAAGGGCCGUCUCCCAAUACCCAUGGUGAUCCUGCCCUUCAUGAAGCACGGAGACCUUCACGCUUUUCUGCUGAUGUCGCGGAUUGGAGAAAAUCCUUUUAAUUUGCCUCUUCAGACAUUACUCAAGUUCAUGAUCGAUAUUGCCAGUGGUAUGGAGUACUUGAGCUCAAAAAACUUUAUACACAGGGACCUGGCUGCUCGGAAUUGCAUGUUGGAUGAAAAUAUGAAUGUAAGUGUUGCAGACUUUGGACUGUCUAAGAAAAUUUACAGUGGAGACUAUUAUCGCCAAGGCUGUGCCUCCAAGCUGCCUGUGAAGUGGCUUGCACUAGAGAGCCUCGCGGAUAAUCUUUACACAACACACAGUGAUGUGUGGGCAUUUGGUGUGACCAUGUGGGAGAUUGUGACCCGAGGACAGACUCCAUAUGCAGGCAUUGAGAAUGCAGAAAUCUACAACUACCUCAUCAGCGGAAACAGGCUGAAGCAGCCCCCGGAGUGCCUGGAAGAUGUCUAUGAUCUCAUGUGCAGAUGCUGGCAUCCUGAGCCCAAGUUCAGACCUAGCUUUGCUAUGCUGAAAUUACAGCUGGAAAUGAUUCGGGGGAGAAUGUCUACACUCUCUUCCAGUCAAGAUCCUCUGUAUGUCAACAUUGGGACAGACAAAGAGGCUUCUGGGUGUGACCCUGCCCUGCACACUUCAUUUGGAGAUUUGGACAAUGAAGAGAAUGUUGCUGGAGCAGCUGCUGCUGUCACUAGUAACUACCGUUACAUCAUGAGCCCUCUGUGCCUUGGGAAUGAUGCUGAAGGUGAAAGACAUUCAGAUGCAGCUGAAGGGGAGGCCAGGAGCCUUCUGCAUGAACUGGAGUUGGAAGGAGAAAAGAGUUGUUAGCCUGUAAGGAAAAAGACACUCCAUUUCCCCAAGAAGGGAUGUAUUCAGCUGUAUUACCAUGUUGCACUGCUUUUAAAGCCAGUGGUGGGAUGCUUCUAAGGAGCACAAGUAGUUGCCAGUAUCUGUUUGAGCUGUAGUUGUGGACAGCUCAGGAAGAUCACAAAUCAUACUCACCCUCUGGAUUUGUUGGGGGUAGGAUUAAAGGUUGAUCACAUCAGAUGGGAGCGGUUUCAGAGCAGUGGCAGCCAAUGAGAGCUUGUGCUCAGCUAAUUCUCAUUGGCUGCUGGAACAGAGUGUACUGUACCUGCUAGUCAAUCAGUGCUCACUAUUUUGUGGGUGUUUUUUUUCCAUUCCAGUUGUGUGAGUUUGGGACUGGUACAUCUAGAAGCACUAGCAAUUUACACAGUCAUUCAGGACAUAAGGGAAGAAAAGCCCCCUUGUGUUCACUCAGCAGUACUGUCUAGACCUGUCACCUACCUCAGUGGUUCUCAAGCUGUGUUCUGCAGAGUUGUUUUUAUCCAGCCAAGACAUUAAACAUCUGGCAUUUUCAAGCAGUGACACUUGUCACUAGACACAGCCCAGUCCAGGCUCUCUAAGACUUUCCUGGCACAUUUGUGAGCAACUAAAUUGAAACCAACAAAAAGCCAGCCCCUUUCUCUACCCAGUGCGCCUGUUAAUUUUAGCCCUGAUCAAACUUUCAGCUGAGAUUAAAAAUGGAAGUGGGGGGUCUGGCAUGCAUGACAACAGAAUCCAUCUGCAAAGAAACCUAAUGAGAGUAGUGCAGAGUGGGGCCGGCAGCCAUGGGGGAAACAGUACUAAUGAAUGUAAAGUGCUACACUUAGGAUGAGGAAAGAAACAGUGGAAAUAGAGAAUGAGGGUCUGUAAGCAAGUGUGGACUUCAGUGGGAGCAGGCUCCAGCAUUUGCUUUUAAAGGAGAAUAGAUUAAUAUCAUCUUUUUAACUGCCUGAUUAUUUUUUCACAUCACCAAACACUGAAGGCACAGAAGAAUGGGUGUGGGAUCAAUGUUGGUGGGAAAGGGGCCAACAAGGGGGAGAGCUGUAUCUAAAAAAGUAGUCCUCAGUAUGAAAAAUGUUUGAGAACCACUGGCGUUCCUGACUUCUGGCGUCUUGUAAAAGAUCAGCCACACUGGAGCAUUCACAAGUAUCACUGCAAACAUCGAGGCAGGGAGAAAGUUGUAUUUUAACUCUAUGAGGUUUUCUUCCCUCAAAUUGGCAUGUCUGACCAUUAUAAUUGCAAAGGGUUUAUGUAUGUUUUUAAUAAUUUAAUAUUUUAAUGUAAAUCAGUGAGUGUUUUCGUGCAGGGUUUCCCAAUACUUGCAGGGAAACUGCAGUACACCUUACCCGGGUUAUCUGAAUGUUUACUAGGCCUUGAUUUUUUUCUCUUAAUUUCCUGCAUUCUGAAGACUUCCACAGGUUCAUGCGACUUAAGGUUCUAUGUUGCUCUUCCCUGGGAAUGAAUGCUGCAAAAUUCAGUUUAUAUUUUUAAUGACUUGAUAAUGAUGGGAGCAAGGUGCAUAAUUUGAAUGCAGAUCUGGGAAGUGAACAGUCCAAACUUUGGUGUCCAAGAUUUUCAUUCAGCCCAUUGUAAAGAUGGGGAUAGACUCCAAAAUUUGGAUCUGCUUUGAAUCAGUUUUUAGAGCAGAGAUCAGCAACAUAUAGUCCACAAAUCAAGGGGGCUUCAGCGGCAUGCUGGGGCCAGGCAGCAAGGAGCUGAACUGGGGUUGAGCAGCUGGGACCUGCACCAGUGCCACAGCAAGGUGUUGGGGAGAAGCAAUGGCAUUGAUCAGGUGGGAACACCAGCCCACUUCAGACCCAAGCCAGGUCAUUCUGGCCUGCAGUUCUGAAACUUUGCUGACUGCUGGUGUAGAGCAGGAGUUUUCAACCUUCUCGGAUCAUUGUAUCCCCGGCGGCCAGACAUGGAGCAGUGUACCCCUGGCAGCCAGAUGCCGGGGAGGAAGGGGGGGACGGGUUGCGCGUGGCUGAAUGUGGAGCAGCAGUAGCUGCCGCGUGUGAGCUUCCCUUGCUCCCCCCAUGUCCAGCUGGGUGGGUGGUGCCUGCACGACAGCGCAGGAUGCUGCAUGGUGGUGCUCCAUCCCCGCCAAUCCAUGUGUACCCUCUGGGCCUUCUCAAGUACCCCUGGGGGUAUGCAUAUCCCCGGUUGACAACCCCUGGUUUAGAGCACUCAAAGCUUGGGGUAGUUUGGAUCUGAGGGUUUGGCUAGAGCUUUUCUCUGUCAUAUUUUUAAAUCUACUUAAACUGAAACCCAAAAGCAACGAUGCCCUAGUGAUGCCUCCCAGAAGUAUUGAACAGUAUCUCAGUCAUUAGUAUGACAUGCACCAUCUUAUACACCAGAUAAUCUCAAUUUUUUAAUCCAGUUUACAAGAAAACCCAGGGCACAGGUGAAAAAAUAACACUUAACAAGGAGUAUUGUUUUACCACAAAGCCUGUGCAGGGGUGCGUGUUUUGUUGUAAGGGCUGAAGGCUAAGCUCCGUGCAGCCUCCUGGGGAGGGCAGAUGUACAUAUCACUCUAACUCUUGGAAGCAUGUCAUUAGUUUUUAUGCUUUUUUAACAAUAAAAUGUGUACUGUG
Messenger RNA from Gavialis gangeticus (Gharial), 5216 nucleotides. RefSeq names its product TYRO3 protein tyrosine kinase (gene TYRO3). The record is from RefSeq and is a predicted model, not a curated record. Gene Ontology annotation, molecular function: protein binding; transmembrane receptor protein tyrosine kinase activity; ATP binding. Bases 1 to 2607 code for a protein of 868 amino acids. Gene Ontology annotation, biological process: positive regulation of kinase activity; nervous system development; multicellular organism development. The transcript has 19 exons. Gene Ontology annotation, cellular component: signaling receptor complex. Lineage: Eukaryota; Metazoa; Chordata; Crocodylia; Gavialidae.